Cadophora gregata is the source of this 2584-nucleotide messenger RNA. RefSeq lists its product as uncharacterized. The transcript has 6 exons. Gene Ontology annotation, cellular component: chromatin. NCBI's taxonomy places the organism in Eukaryota, Fungi, Ascomycota, Leotiomycetes, Helotiales, Ploettnerulaceae. Gene Ontology annotation, biological process: regulation of transcription by RNA polymerase II; DNA-templated transcription. The coding region runs from base 437 to 2584 and encodes 715 amino acids. Gene Ontology annotation, molecular function: RNA polymerase II cis-regulatory region sequence-specific DNA binding; zinc ion binding; DNA-binding transcription factor activity, RNA polymerase II-specific. The record is from RefSeq and is a predicted model, not a curated record.
CGUAAAUUACCUACAGUACUAAAUACCUGCCUAGGCAGGUUGUGCUUGUCAACUUCCUUGAGGUAAGGUACCUACCUACUCACCUCUCCAUAGAAACUCGCACGUGGCAACAACGUGACCAGCCACUCCGCCCCCAGACCUUACCAACCAACCAACCAACCGACCGACCUAAGGUACCCCGCCAUUUUCCCCCCAAGGAUACCUGCAGUACCGAAUGCCCGGGCCAAUAUCUCUGAACCGGCCACUACCAUUCAAGAUUAUCGGGGGCACUCCAUGCAAAAGAGAGUGUCCAAGGCCUCUGCAUGUGUUGCUGCAUAGGUGGCGAGCCGAUUACUGACGCUGUUAGAACGGCGAGCCCAAUCCAGUGCUCUCCAGGGAUCGAGCUGGGUGACAAGUCGAAUAUUUGUUGCCCUCAGCUCAUCCAGCAAUUCCCACAAUGAGCACAAUGAGCACAAACAGCUCAGGCUCACAGGCCCAAAGUCCGGGGGCUGAUAUGACGAAGAGAUUUCAGUGUAAAACUUGUCAGCGUGCUUUUACGAAGGCGGAACAUCUCUCGAGACAUGAAAGGAGUCAUGCAAAGCACAAACCAUUCGUUUGUCCCGAGUGCUCAAAAGAGUUUGGUCGACAAGAUGUGCUUGUGAGACACAGAAAGCUACACAGCCGGAGCGGUUCAAUUGCCAUUGAAAAUGUAGUAUCGAUACAAUCUCCAUCAAACGGUCAAGCUGGAAGCGACAUGACCAUGACCGAGUUUAGCCCAGCGGCAUCAGCAGACGGUCAACUACUACCAAACGAGUCCUAUCUUGGUGCCCAGCAGCAAUUCCAACCAUCUAGUAGCAUUCCGUUCCCAACAUGGUCUGACACUGAUGACAUGCUCGCGUUCUUGACCUCAGAUCUCAGCAGUACCUGGCCUGUCACUCUCCCUGUCACUCAGUUCCAAGCAAAUUUUGAUAGUCCUGGGUCAGUACUGCCUCCUCUCGACGAUGACAGUCAAAGUGGUCAGGGUCAUCAAGCCAUGCAGCAGAUGAGCAGACUCAUAUCCGUUCUCUCUUCGAAUUUGACCUCGGAGAUCAUGAAUACGGGGAUUACUUCUUCGUUUCUGGACACAUGCAUGCAUGUUUUCUUUGACAAAUUCAUACCUUCCUUUCCAGUGUUACAUAAAGCAACAUUUGUAGUCAAGGAGUCCAGCCAUCCACUUUUGCUGAAUAUCAUGGCUCUCGGCUCUCUAUUUGUCGGAGCAAAAGAUGCUGUGCCGAAAGGCGAGGCUUUGUGGAGAUUGGCACAUAUUGCUGUUGCAACAAAUUGGAAGCACUUGAUGGCUACAAGGGGGCCAAGAGACACGUGUGAAGGUGUUCAAUUGGUACUUACAGCAGUACUUGGUCAAACCUAUGCACUCAUGUCCAAAAAUGAAAGUCUACGUAUGACAAGUCAGACGUUCCAUGGCCUUGGCUUCUAUUGGGCCAGGCAGUGUGGGAUGUUCAAUGUUGAUCGAUCUGCAAUCCUUGUACCAGCUCUAUCAGCGGCAGAAGAAGACAAGAUCGAAGCCUGGAAACUGUGGGCAGCACGAGAAGUACAGAAUCGGGGAGUUUUGGGUCACUAUGUCUUAGAUGGGCACAUAUCUCAAUUCUCGGGAUACGCUGCGUGUGCUCGACACGUUACUAAUCCAUUGCUCAUGCCUGCAUCAGAUGCCGCCUUUGAUGCGGCUACUGCUGAUGAGUGGAUCAAAGAGAUGCAAAAAUCAAGCAAUGAUCGCAUGUCUUUUCGAGAACUUUUCAAUAUCUUGUUCUCUGGUCCCUCUCGAGACAAUCUUCACCUUUCCAACUUCACAUUGCGAGUGAUACUUGAGGGAUUACAGUCACUAUCCGCAGAUCUCCAAGAAGCCGGUGGAGCAAUUGCUGUCGGAACUCCACGAAAAAAUGAGAUUUCAGCAGCGCUCAUUCGAAUAUAUAAAGAGCACUUGGAGAACCAGAUACCUUCAGUUGACCAACUCGAGCUACUCAUCAGAUGGCAUUCAAUAUUUCUCGAUUUAGCAUCACCAACAACGUCAAUGUGCAGGAAGCUAUGCGCUGUUUUUGAUGUUCCGCAAAAUCUCCAUGGUACAAGCAAGCAAGACGUUGGUGAGCUUGAUCUUGGUGUGUGGUCUCAAAGUGUGAAUGGCAUGCGGGCUGUUAUACAUGCUUUAGCUAUCCAGGAUAUCGUGGAGAAGAUGCCUUUCAGUCGAGCUCAUGCCAUCCACAUUCCCGCAGCUAUCUUUGCCGUCUCCACCAUUUACAGCGCUCGAUCUAUUGCAGGGUUUCCCACAAUCACCACCCCAAGAGCAUUCAAGUGGGAAAGUGUAUGGGGAAGCGAUCUGGAUGCUCAAGCCAACGUUUCUGAUCCUGCUACCAUUGACAUGAAUCGUUUCUUGAGCUGCAGGUACUCAAGUACAACGCCUAACUCCAUAACCAAGAGUUUAAUGUACGAACUUAACUCGCUACAAAUAAACCUCAACUCAAUAUCUUCCAGGUGGGGAGUGUCGUACGAAAUGGAUAAGGUCCUCAAUCGCUGGAUCUCGAUUGCGAAUGAGCGCCACCCAAUAUCGAUUUAG